AUGAACAUAGUAAAGGUUGCAGGGUUGCUGGUGCUGGUAGCAAUUGGCUCCAAUGCAGAACCAAACAGCACUGAAUGUGAUGGUUUGACCCACAGGUUACAAACAAAAGACCUGCACAAGGCUGAGAAGGACAAUGUGGUGGUGGAGUCUGAGAGCGACACAGCAGCUCAGCCGGAUAAUGAGCCUAUCUUCAGGGUUCAUGGUUGUGUGAUGUACUACAUCAACGCAACACAGCUUUCUGUGAAUGACACUGAGCACCUCUCACUGCAUGGUUAUGCCCUCGGAUAUGGGGCAUCUGGAAUGGAUGAACAAGACUAUUACAAUCUCACAGCAGACAUUGAUUUCUAUGAGCCCUGCCCUGACUGUCUGCUGAUAAUCUACAAACUCUCAGACUGCCAAUACUUUCUCAGCUACAGGAAGGAAGGGUCACAUCGGGAUGUUGACCAGCACAAAGCUGCUCACGAUGACCAUAAGAAACUGUCUGAGUGUAUGGGAAUCUUUCAGGAUAAACCGUACAUCUACGAUGGAGUAAGAGAUUUUUGUCAUAAGAAAUCAGUUCCAGAUGCAAACGCUUGA
This is a messenger RNA of Cololabis saira (Pacific saury), 576 nucleotides long. Its product is annotated as saxitoxin and tetrodotoxin-binding protein 1-like. Bases 1 to 576 code for a protein of 191 amino acids. The record is from RefSeq and is a predicted model, not a curated record. The transcript is spliced from 6 exons. NCBI's taxonomy places the organism in Eukaryota, Metazoa, Chordata, Actinopteri, Beloniformes, Belonidae.